AAACAUGGUUUUUACAACAGCAAGAAACAAUUUUGGCAACUUUCAAAGUCGGCAAGAAAUGAAAAAAGACAAAAAAUCAAGAAACUGGCAAUUCAAUCAGUACUUGCUCUGGAUGAGUUCAAGCCAGUGGAGGUAAGCUGAUGUCCUUUUCUUCUGUUCAGAUAUAAUAAGUUAAAGAUAUAUUUUUGCAUUAAGAACGGAGGAAGAAUUCCACAAACUUGUUCUUUCAUAACCUCAGGUACACAUAUCAAAAUGUGCCUUUGAAAUUAAAUCUUGGUUAAAAAGUACCCUCUACCAAAAGAUCCUGCAAGACAAGUAGCACUGGUGUAAAAACGGUUUGCUUUGUUUCAGAUUAAAUUUGACGUUCAGGGUCAAGAGGUAAUCAUUCCUCUGUCAGAAGAAGACAGCAGUGAAGAGCUGGAGCCCACAUCAUCUGAAACUACCAAGAGAGUGCUGGUAGCGAAAGACAUUGGUCUGAUAUCAGAUGAGGCGUAUCAUGAGUUAAGAAUGUCCUUGCCAGAAGACCAGCGUUUUGCCUUACCACCGUUCAGUGCUGUAAAACAAGAAAGAAACAAGCAGAAUGAAAUUGUUAAUAUAAAAUCAAUACCUGAAGUAUAUUAUAAUUAUCUUCUUUAAAUACAAGUGCUAGGAUCUUUCUGUGGUCUUUAUGUAAUACAGGGUUUAAAAAACCAUAAAUUGGGGUUUCAGUACACAAGAUUAAUGUAGAAACAGAAAAAUAAUGAUCAUUUUUUAAACAAACAAAAAACAUGUAUUUUCAUGGUUUAUUUCUAACUAGCAUGAAAAAAAAUUUAAAACACCGUUCUCAUUUCCAGGCUAAAAAUGGAGAUGGAGCAAGGCGCAGCAUUAAAGAGGUUUUGGAACAGCUCCUGACCAUUUUAAGAGUCAAAAAAGCAGUCCAGUCAAAUGGUAAAAUGAUCAGCCUCCGUUUUGCAGCUGAUGGAAGAAGAACAAGCAACAAAAUUGGUACGGUGAAGGCUGAAUUCAGCCUAAUUGAGGAAAAGGAAAAUGAUUGUGACCACCAGUACUGUGUUGUUUUGUGUAAUAGUAAGUUGUACCUCAGUUUUGUGGACUGUAAGGGGGCUGGUGUUACAUGCAUCACUGAUGCAUAUUUGUAUAUUAAGCAAACUGCAAAAAUGACAUGAUCGGACACUGACAGUUUAAAAUAUUGCUAUUUACACACUAUUAGCCCCGAAAGCAGGGGUGUGCUCUGAGGAAAAUUGAAGGGUGUCUACAUGAGGCAUGAAAAGUGAACAAAAUCAAUUUUCUCCUGACAUUACCAGUACAUAAUGAAGUGAAAAGGUUAUGAGACCUAACAAAAUGAUCACCAAAAAAAGUGCUUUGAUCUUUUAUAAUUAACUCUCUUAUCAGCUACUUCUUUAAGGACAUGUCUGAAAAUCAUUCUAAAGAACUUGUAUUUGUGUUCCUACAGGAAACGAAGACUACAAGGAAGCAAAGGCAUGUCUGGGACCAAUUUUAGAUCAAAUUGACAAUCUCCACGUCAACGGCGCUGAAGUUGACGGUGUUCACUAUUCAGUGAUUUGUUAAGUACAAUACAGGUACAAUGAAGCAGCCACUCUUUAUUUCCACAUUGGCUACAGUCAACUCCCGAUAACUCAAACAUUCUAGGUAAAUUGUCUUUUAGUGUUAAGCGUCAGGUUUAAGUUAUCGAGGGCUUGAGUUACCGAGGGUAAAAUUACAGUUCAUGUAUAAAGGAAAUCCAGGGGAAAUUGACUUUGGUUAGAGUUAGCGUGAGGUUUGACUUAGUGAGGGUUUGAGUUAUUGGGAGCCAACUGUACUGUUAAUGUAAUAUGACCAUUAAAAAUAAAACAAAUUUAAGUAAAUCAUAUCACCAGCCUUUUAGGAAAACUGCUUAACCAAGUAAGCACAUCAUACAGUGCUUGUAUUAUGUUGAUAUUAUCUGUUGACCAGAAAUUAAUUUAUGUUUCAUUUUUUGUCUUGUCUGGUAGGUACUGCUGCUCAGAUUGGAAGUUUUUGGCAAUGGUGUAUGGGUAGAAUUCUACCACUGCAAAAUUCUUCUGCAUAUGGUGCUAUUGUACCAAGGCAAAAAUUGCCGACUUCACUGGUAAGUUGAAAGAAAUAUACAUACACUGCUAUUACCAUCAGAAAUAGUGUAUUCUUUUUAAAGAUAACCAUGUAUAUCAUUUUCUGAACAAAAAACAAAUAACUUACCAAUAUUUGAAAAAGUGCUAAUAUAGCGAUAGUGACCAUGUAUAUUAUAUUUUGUUGUCGUAAUUACUUUUAGUACAAGACUGGCCAAUUGAGAGAACCAUAGACGCCUGCAGAAGGCAGCAUAUUGGAAAACGUUUAGACCAGCGAAGAGGUUCAGUGCAUGAACCCCUGCAGCCAAUUCAAUUUGAACGAGUCAUCAUUGAAACUCUACACCUGUUCCUUCGAAUAAUGGGACUUCUCUUUCACCAGGUGAUCAUAUUUCUAUGUUUAAAACCUUGACCACUUAAAUAACCCUUAUAAAAUGGUAUGACAGGCUUAUGACUAUUUACUGUUUGCUUAGAAAAAAAAUCUAAUUUAAAAAUUCAAUACUUAACCAAGAUUACAUUCUUCAACAAUUUUUCAAGGUGGUUGAGCUUGUUAUCAACAAGAAAAGAAAAUAAGUUCUGGAAAAGCAGCUGGAAGACAUUGGUGUACCCUUCAAAUUCUUUGAAGUGCAACAAGAAGAUGGGCCUUCCCAAACACAAUGGAUAAGACUUGAUGCUAAUAAUCUAAGACCCUUUAUUUAUUAAGGGCUUCUGAUUUCAUGCAAUGAUGCAAUUUCACAUAAUUGGCCUAAAAUCACGUCCAAUCACACAAUUUGAGGAAUAAUCACAUAACUGGUAAAAAAUUGUUCAAUUCAUGAUAAGUAAAGAAUGAUUUAUUCAAGUUUCAAUAAACAUUUUUUUUCAAAGAAAAUGAUAUUACAAAGAAAAUACAACGUCAAGGACAAAAAAUGAAAAAUAAUUGGCUAGUUCUACAGUAAAUACAUUGUAGUUAGUAUGAAAUUGUGCAUUUUGACAUUAAGAUUAUUUCAAAUAAAAAAAGACUGCUGUAUUACUAUUAAUAAACUCAACAACUCACAUUUUAGGUAAAGACCUCCGUAACAUUCUUUACAACUUGGAUCUGAAGCCAGUCUUUGAGGGAAUAGUGAAAGAGCGCACGCUUACCUACAAAAAAUGUGAAAAAGUUAUGGAAGGUAAUGAAAAAUUCAUGCUACUUGAGCCCACAAUUUUAAAUGACAUAAUUAUUUUGUCAGUGAUAAACAUAUCUAAAUUCACUUUUCCUUCGCACUUACAAGUAUUUUGCAUUUAGGGAUUUGAUGAGCUCGUUACAGCACUUGAGGCGGAGCCAGGCCAAGAAUGCUACAAACCACCUGACCUGUUCAGGGAGCAAGCACGAAAAUGGGCCAUGUUCUUCCGAGUUGUCCAUUUUGAUGAGGUACAACAUUAUUUAUUAUUCUGGAAGCCCCUAAAUUUUAACAUGGUUCACUUGUCCCAACACUACGAAAAUUAAUGUUCACUAUCUUGUCGUCUCAACAUAAUCUUGUCUCAUAAUUCAAUAUUUUAUUAUUGAGAACAAUGUAUUGAUACAGUGUGUAUAAUAAUUUUAUUUUUACUGUUUUUCCACUACAGGAUAUAACACCUUAUAUACAUGGUAAGCUAAACACUUCUGGACUUAUUGACUUAAUUGAAAUCAACGGGUGCCGAUAGCUAACUCAAGGAUUAAGUAUUUUAGAGAUUAAAGCUGAUAGUGAACUUGCAAUUACUUUUACAAGUCUACUGGUAUUACUUUAGUCUGUCAAAACAUGGGUCACACCAUGCAAGAUGUCUCUCACAAGGCAACGGCUUUUUUGCUGAUUUUAGUUGGACCCAAUGAGAUAUUACUAUAAAAACAUAUGCGAUAGGGCUGAAAGGUGAUCGAAAUUUUGCAUGUCCCAGCGCCCAAAAUUACUAUUCUUGUUCCUAUGCUUUGUAUGCUAUGUCAUCACAGAUAAUACUUACUUUAACUCCUGUCACCUAAAAGAUGUACUUGACUUUCAAACAUAUGCUUGCUUGUUAUUUUCUGCAGCACUGGCGUACCAUGUUCCACAGUUUCUGGAAGGAUGUGGCUCCAUUUCUAUUUUCAAUUGUCAGCCAGUUGAAAAGAAGAACCACGAGCAAUCGCGAAUGUUCCACCGAGCAACACAAAAAGGAGGGAGAAACUCGCACUACACAAGGCAAGUUAUGGAAAAGGAGAACAGGAAAAUUUUUGCAAGGGUAAACGAUUUGUAUCGAACCAAGCGUAUGUAUCAGAAGAAAGAUAACGAUGAAGGCAGGGAUGAAAGUGCAGGCAGCAUAAGAAUGUAUGAUAUUAAUGAUAUUGAAGAAGGUUGA
Porites lobata is the source of this 4403-nucleotide messenger RNA. NCBI's taxonomy places the organism in Eukaryota, Metazoa, Cnidaria, Anthozoa, Scleractinia, Poritidae. The record is from the annotation of a GenBank genome assembly.